AUGUUCUACAUAGGGAUAACAGUGGCAGUAAAGACAUUUCAAGAGGAUGCAAAAAUUGAUUUAGUGAAAUGGGAAGCAGAUGUUCUGAAUCGUUUUGACCAUCCAGGUACUGUGUAAUUAUUCAAAAGUCUAGCAGACUGUUUGAAACAGAUUUUAAGGACCAGUGACACCAGUCAUUUAUAUGAAAAGGGGGGGGGGGGAUGAAUUUGCCUUGAUGAAUUUUUUAAUCUGUCCAAAUACGGUGAGAAAAAUAAGCAUGGGGAUAUUCCUGAAAAAUAGUAUGUUUUGUAUACUUUCGAAUCUUCUGAAUUUUGCAUAAUCAAACCCUCAAAAUGGAAGAAAUCACAUUUCAGGGCCUGUAGACUUACAAAAUUUUCCCAGUGGAGCAUUCUUCCUAACCCCUCUAGAGAUGUAAUGGGCCAUCAACAUUUGACAAUCCCCCUACUUUUAUUACCCUGCUAUUGGAUUGCAGUGCUAUCAGAAGUUUGGUUCUUCAAGUAAUAGAAGAGGGGAUGUCUUAAAAACUAUAUGAUGCAUAAGGGGUGGCCUCUAAGAAAAUCCAUAAAAUAGAGGGGGAGGAGCCUUGAAAGUUUUGUCAAAAUUUUUAAUUUCUUCUCGACCCAUUCCCCCCCCCCUCCCCGUAAUAAAUGACCGGUCCCUUAUUUAUUUUAUACAGUUUCAGUUUAUUUAUUUUAUAUUUUUGUCCAUUGUCUUAUCAACCUCUGUGAUUUGUGGUUUGAAAUCUAAUAAACCUGUUAAAGAUUUAGUAAAAUAGAAACACCAUAAAAAUGAUAAAAACUACUAAAAGUCUAAAUUUUCGGCUCCAAACUGCAAUUUUUUUCCCAAGUUUUGUGGCAUGUUCGAAUUACCAUAAACCUCCGAUUAUAAGCCCUGGGCUAAUAUGUAAGUUCAUCAGCAUUUUUCGAUGGGCUUAUACAUGGGGGAGCUUAUAUACCUGGACUACAUCUUGUGUUAGUGAUAACCAAGUAUUUUAAUAGUUUAUUUUUUUAGUUUAAUUAUACUGUACCAGGGUCAAACUUCUCCAGAUUUAGAACCAGUGCAUAUAUAUUUAUAGGACCUUUUUUAGCAUAUAUACUGGAGGUACCAAAGCCUCACCCCUAGCCCCUAUGUUGCCCUUCCCCCAGGUGGAAAGUCCGUGCGACGGAGGUUGGCCCCUCCCCCCCCCCCGGGUAAAGGGUUUUGGUUCGCCCAGUACAAGUCCCUUUUGUCUGAAAAUGAUAGAAAAUCAUAUUAAAAUUGCAGGUAAUCAAUUUUAGGGAGGUCGGAAAUUCUAAAGUUUUUCUGGAAGAGGACCUACAGACCCCCUUAGAAUUUUUGUAUCGCCACUUCUUCCCUAUUCAUAUCUUAGUUAAGUCACUUUUCGUAGUUGGCCCUUCCACUGACAAAUCCUUAAAAAAUGCCCUGAUGUAUAUCUUUGGUACUUAUCAAAUUGUGAAUAGAAAAUUGGUCUGCAGUGUUGCUGUCAGUGAAACGAGUAUGCUAUUAUUUGUCCAACAUAGUUUAAAUAUAAUGUACAAAGACAAAGUAUACGCACUGAAAAUCCACAUGUUCAACAAUUAAAUUAUCUGAGAUUUGUUAUGAUAUUAAUUUUCAAGUUCAUUUCAUUUAUAAACCGUAGGAUUACCAUUACUGUUUGGCGCCUCUCUCGAAGAAAAGCCCUAUCGACUUGUGUUACAAUUUCAUGGAAUUGACGGGAAAUGUGUCACAUUUAAAGGAGCAGUGGAAUCAAUGCUUCAGGUUGACUGGGUCAGAAUUUGCAAAGAAGCUGCCGAUGCGCUUGAUUUUAUGCACAAGAAAGGAUUUCUGCAUAACGAUCUCAAAGGCGAUAACGUUUUGCUAUCCAACGAUAAUAAUGCUAUUCACCCGGUCAUCAUUGAUUUCGGUAAGUGUCGUAGCAUAACUAAUCCUAAGAGGUAUUCUUUAAGAGCUAAAGAGCAAAGAAAGUAUUCCAAGUAUCACCGCCACAUUGCACCCGAACUGAUAGAAGGCACACAUCCACAAUCGUGUGAAUCAGAUAUAUAUUCGUAUGGCUAUCUUUUGACCCAGAUCACACGGUCAAUUACAAAAAACCAUACGGUACUUGAUAACAUUUCAAUAGCAUGCGUGCGUAGAAAUCCUUUGAAAAGACCAACAUUAUCCGACAUAAUCCUUAAGUUAAAGUAG
Paramuricea clavata is the source of this 2184-nucleotide messenger RNA. The record is from the annotation of a GenBank genome assembly. NCBI's taxonomy places the organism in Eukaryota, Metazoa, Cnidaria, Anthozoa, Malacalcyonacea, Plexauridae.